This is a messenger RNA of Syngnathoides biaculeatus (alligator pipefish), 1786 nucleotides long. RefSeq names its product AP-2 complex subunit mu-A. Lineage: Eukaryota; Metazoa; Chordata; Actinopteri; Syngnathiformes; Syngnathidae. The coding region runs from base 259 to 1569 and encodes 436 amino acids. Gene Ontology annotation, cellular component: AP-2 adaptor complex; cytoplasmic vesicle. The record is from RefSeq and is a predicted model, not a curated record. The transcript has 12 exons. Gene Ontology annotation, molecular function: clathrin-cargo adaptor activity. Gene Ontology annotation, biological process: clathrin-dependent endocytosis; intracellular protein transport.
CGUAGCCAGGCCUGGGUGCGGUUGUGCUCAUCGCAGCCAGCUGCCGCUCCUUUUCCUGCCUCUCGGCGGGUCAGCUGACAUAUCUGAGGACCACAAGGAAGGAACUCGAACUAGCGGCUGUGGUGUGAACCGGGUAUCCACUACUUCGAGCCUGAAGUGGAGGCCGAGUCGGGGGGAGAAUUGACGGGUGGCGUCCGUGACAGAACGAGGGCUGAGUUUGAUUUCAUCAUGGCCUGUUGGGUCUGAGAAGCAGCCACAAUGAUCGGAGGAUUGUUCAUCUACAACCACAAGGGGGAGGUCCUUAUCUCUCGGGUCUAUCGAGAUGAUAUAGGGCGCAACGCAGUGGACGCGUUCCGCGUGAACGUGAUCCACGCCCGGCAGCAGGUCCGCUCGCCGGUGACCAACAUCGCCCGGACGAGCUUCUUCCACGUGAAGCGCUCCAACAUCUGGCUGGCGGCUGUCACCAAGCAGAAUGUCAACGCUGCCAUGGUGUUUGAGUUCCUGUACAAGAUGUGCGACGUCAUGACGGCCUAUUUCGGCAAGAUCAGCGAGGAGAACAUCAAGAACAACUUUGUGCUCAUCUACGAGCUGCUCGACGAGAUUCUGGACUUUGGAUACCCUCAGAACUCAGAAACUGGAGCUUUGAAGACCUUCAUCACUCAGCAGGGCAUUAAGGGACAGCAUCAGACAAAAGAGGAGCAGUCUCAAAUAACGAGCCAGGUGACGGGGCAGAUUGGCUGGCGUCGCGAGGGCAUCAAAUAUCGACGAAAUGAACUAUUCCUGGACGUACUGGAGAGCGUCAACCUGCUGAUGUCACCACAAGGCCAGGUCCUGAGCGCCCACGUGUCGGGCCGAGUGGUGAUGAAGAGCUACCUGAGCGGGAUGCCCGAGUGCAAAUUCGGCAUGAACGACAAGAUCGUCAUCGACAAGCAGGGCAAAGGAGGAGCGUCUGACGAUGCCGGGAAGAGCGGGAAGCAGUCCAUCGCCAUCGACGACUGCACCUUCCACCAGUGCGUGCGCCUCAGCAAGUUCGACUCGGAGCGCAGCAUCAGCUUCAUCCCCCCCGACGGGGAGUAUGAGCUUAUGAGGUAUCGCACCACUAAGGACAUCAUCCUUCCGUUCCGCGUCAUCCCUCUGGUCCGUGAGGUUGGCCGCACUAAGCUGGAAGUGAAGGUGGUCAUCAAGUCCAACUUCAAGCCAUCACUGUUGGCCCAGAAGAUCGAGGUCCGAAUCCCAACGCCCCUCAACACCAGCGGGGUGCAGGUGAUUUGCAUGAAGGGAAAAGCCAAGUACAAGGCCAGUGAGAACGCCAUUGUCUGGAAGAUCAAGCGCAUGGCCGGAAUGAAGGAGUCUCAGAUCAGCGCUGAGAUCGAGCUGUUGCCGACCAACGACAAGAAGAAAUGGGCUCGACCUCCCAUCUCCAUGAACUUUGAGGUCCCGUUUGCCCCAUCUGGCCUCAAGGUGCGCUACUUAAAGGUGUUCGAGUCCAAGCUCAACUACAGUGACCACGACGUGAUCAAAUGGGUGCGCUACAUCGGCCGCUCGGGCAUCUACGAGACACGCUGCUGAAGUGGAACAUCACCCCCCCCCCCCCCUCCCCUUUACGCGCAGCCGCCCCAUCCAUCCUCUUACUGAAUUUAUCAGUUCCUCUAUGUCUCCUGUCCCAUUUAUUGUUAGAGCUUAUCUGAAACCUCUCACCGACCCACCCACCCUCCCCUCUUAACUAGGUGUUGGAAAUUGACUUGAUAUCAUUUAAAACAAAAAUAAAUAUGGCAUACUGCACAGA